UGAACUUUGGAUUUCUUUGAAAUUCUACCCCAAAAUUAUGUAAAAUUAGUAUUUUACCCCCCCUGAAAAAAAUCGUUUACGUACUAUUUAUAUCAAAUAAUAUUUUUGCCUCCCUGGACGAAAAUCCUGGCUCCGCCCCUGCUUUUAGCUGUCUGCCUUUACAGGAGAGAGCCAAAGUUCGAGACCCUAGACUGAAAGCUCCAACCUUUACCAUCUCAGGUUCCUUGCUUGAAUUCCAGUAACUAAUCAAUGGGAUCGAAUGUUGGGGGCGUGAACCUGAAGCUUCUGAUUGACCAGGAGAACAACAGAGUGCUCUUUGCCGAGACAGGGAAGGAAUUUGUGGACUUCAUCUUCCGCAUUCUUGCUUUGCCUGCCGGGACAAUCACACAACUCAUAAAUGGGAAGGAAAUGGUGGGCUCCAUCGGGAACCUCUACUCGAGUAUUGAGAACCUUAACGAUACGUACAUGAAGUCUGGCUUGAAAGUUGGAACCCAAAGCGCCUGGCUACGGUUCACAGAAUCUUCUCUCACUGCCUCCGGUCACGGCCUCAACUUCAUCAAUUACCAAGAAAUUCUACAGGCUGUGAAGUUUUUGAAGGCUUCCCUGCAGUCCAAGACGGUUCUCACUGAUGCCUUUCUUGGAAACAAGGGAGAAGUGAAAGUGAACUGAGAUGGCAUCAUUUUAGCAUUGGCUUGGGGUUGUUUUCUUUUUUUCAAAUGAAAAUAUUAGGAGUGGGCAUCAAGUGCUCUUUCUUAAACACUGAAAGACUACAUUAUAUUACUCUUUAAGUAAAUAUUUGGAACUUCUGUUUGAUGUUCUAUUUGAUGAACGUCCGUCAUGUGGCUACGACUGAAAAAGUCAUCGGCUUUGUCAUAUCAUC
Punica granatum (pomegranate) is the source of this 880-nucleotide messenger RNA. The record is from RefSeq and is a predicted model, not a curated record. Lineage: Eukaryota; Viridiplantae; Streptophyta; Magnoliopsida; Myrtales; Lythraceae.